Molecule: messenger RNA, 2352 nt
Organism: Haliotis rubra (blacklip abalone)
Lineage: Eukaryota; Metazoa; Mollusca; Gastropoda; Lepetellida; Haliotidae
Product: centrosomal protein of 72 kDa-like
Exons: 15
Coding region: 25-2004 (659 amino acids)
Molecular function (GO): protein binding
Source: RefSeq, a predicted model, not a curated record
GAAAAGUACGCUUAGUGUUUAGACAUGGCGCUUACUUUGACAGAGGAUCUUAUACGAAGCCGUGUCAGUUUGUCUCAUGACAAUCUCGAAGAUGUCAAGUCACUCUCUCUUCCCGGGACAUAUCAUGAGAAAAUUGUCGGCAUUGGGAAUUCUUUACGAAAAUUCAGCCGCCUCAAGUGCCUGGAUCUGUCCCGGAAUGCUCUGGAUAACCUAGAGGGUUUAGAGAAUCUCAAACUGCUGGAAAAACUGAAUCUCUACUACAACAACAUCAACAGUCUGGAGGAGCUGAAGAGGCUGCAGAUGAACACCAGCCUGAAGGAGCUGGACCUCCGCCUCAACCCCAUCACCCGCAGCGAGCCCGACUCACGCCUCUACCUCAUCCAUAUGCUGCCCAGUCUACAGAAGCUGGAUGACCGUGGCGUGCGGGACCGAGAACGUCAGGCAGCUCUCAUACACUUCAGCUCCAGUCAAGCUACAGAGAUGACCCACCACCCACCAGAACAUGACCCUCCCAAGAAGGCCACCCACCCCAGGGCCGAGUUUGUUAACAAGCUACAGAAGAGACCAACAGUCCUCGAUGAUGAUGAUGUUGCGGUGUUGGAUCUGAUCGCCCACACAGGGGGUGACCUCGCCCAGCCCCGCCCCCUGACUGGUUCAGCUGCUCGACAAGACAAGGCGGAAGAGUACACGCUUGACGGCUUGAAGAGUCUUGGCAGUGAUAAGCUGAACCAAACAGACCCAGACAGGGAGUCCAGAUCAGACAAGGCAGCUGGGGGGCGUCGACCCAGGGCAUCCUCACUUCCAGAGGAGGCAGAUGAUGUGAUGUCCACGUACAGGAAGCGCUAUCCCAACAUUCCCAGCGUGUCAGAUGGAGACCGAGGAGCAGAGAGGAUGAAGAGAGUGGACCCUAAUCUGGAGUAUGCGGAUGAGACAGAUGCCUACACCAAGUACAGGAGCCACGGCUACUUCACUCCUCAUCCUGGUGCAGCAGAUGAAGACGACCUUGAAGUGAGUCAAGUGCCAACAGAACGAGAGUCCUAUCCAGAACCUCCCAGAAUGCAACGGGAGAGGGGAAGUGAGGCAGAACAGAGGUUGAAACAGGCAGGACAGAACCACCAGCGGAAUGACAGUGCUCCGAGACAGAAUGCAGAAAUUGAAGAAACACUCCAACAGCUGGGUAUUCCUAAAGACUUGCCACAAGACCCUCGUCAGACACAAGAAGAAAACUCCAUCAAGGUUCGUCUGGAAGAAAACCCUCAAGGGAGGGAACUCUUGUUUCGGUUGAUGGACCUUGUAGACCGAUAUUGGAAUGGGACUAAAUCUCUGCACAAGAAUGCAAAGUUCAAAGGCCUUGCGUUGAACCUGCUGGAGAAGGUGAUGAUGGGAAGUGGAUCUGUCCAUGCACAGGCUCAGAGAGAGGUGCUCCACCUCCGAGACCAGCUGCAGCGCAUGAAAGACGACAAUAUUGUACUGCGAGACCGUGAUGCUAGGCACAAGGCUACCUUGGAGGGGUCAUCCGCCAAUGAGACACACCUGAAAAAGUCCCUCCAGAAGGCUUACCAGGAUGUGGAGACCUUACGCGACCAGCUUGACAAGUACGUAAGUGAAAAUCGGCGUUUGGGUAAGAAGCUGGACAGCCAGGAUACUCUGUCAAGUUAUCAGGGAGGUGCUGCUUCCUCCAUGUCUGUUGUCAACCAGACACAACUAGAUGAUCUGCAGCGGCAGAAUGAUGCUCUGCAGCGCGAGAUUGAGGGUCUGCGAGGGAGACUCAAACAGUUCGCUCAGAUGCAGGAGCUGGCAAACAUGCUGCAGGACAGUCACAAAUCGCUCGUGCAGACCAACGACCAUCUGCUGAAGGAGUUAAGUGACACUCGACACCGACACUCAGAGGAGGUCAAUCAGCUACACUGGAGCUACGAUCAGCUGAAGAAGACCAUGAGUUACAUCCCUUCCCAUAACAACUCCAGCAUGUCGGCUGCACUGUACACCGACACCCAGAGCUGAGGACACUUGGCCACGUGUUCUGCUGAUACACAAGGAACCUCAUACCCCGGUUGACCUCAUAUUGUGUGGAACAGUCCUGUCAGGUCAGCUUUGAGAAGCCUAAAUAUAUAAAUGUCAACUGAGGGACUUCUUACAGAAUUCAGCCAUUUCUGAUAACCACCUUUUCAAGACCAAUUUUAGAUAAAAUGGCUCAGUCUGUCCAAAUGUGAAGCCAUUCAUGCUUUUCUUCAGAGACAAUUGAUUUGUCUUGAGUUGGAGGAAGCGUGCUGAAUGUCUCCUUGAACAUAGAUGGAACUUUGUCAGUUAGCUGUAGAACAUUAUUAUCAUUAUUCACAUACCAAAUGACAC